Molecule: messenger RNA, 654 nt
Organism: Diutina rugosa
Lineage: Eukaryota; Fungi; Ascomycota; Pichiomycetes; Serinales; Debaryomycetaceae
Exons: 1
Coding region: 1-654 (217 amino acids)
Source: RefSeq, a predicted model, not a curated record
AUGGCAAUGAUGGUCAAAGCGAGCACCCCCAAUCGUGUUCCCGAGCACGACGACACCACUGGUACUGCUCGCCAAUCUGAUAGCACUGGAACCGGGACCAAAGUGGAUCCCAUAGACGUCGACGACACUAACGUCCCCACCGACCAUCAGACUAGCGAUCUGAUGAUGCUGAAAGACUUGUUGGCCAAAGAAAAGGUGGCAGUGUGUGACAUAAUACAAAAACGCUUGCAACUCAACCAACCCGAUCCCAAAUUGGUGGAGAUCUACGCUAAGAGAGUGACCGAAGUACUAAGCAAAAACCUGUCCACCGACCUCGCUUUGGCGGCAUUGAACGUGGUGUAUGCUCUCUGCCUCAAGGAUGGGAUUUUCCACGCCUCCAAAAUUGUCCGCAUUCAACUCAUUAACGCAAUUAUCCGUCAGGCGGAGCCGGUCAGUGUUAGGGCUGGCGCCAUUUUGGAUAUUCUUUGGGACGUCGUCCCCACCGACGUCCUAGGGGUGUUGCGCCUGGGUCAGUACGCCUCUCCGUUCGUCGCUAAAACUUUUCUUCCUCGGCUUACAAGAGAGGUCGAUGAAAAUGACGUAGAGAGGGGCUACAAUUGUCAACGUUGCCCAUGUCAUGACACCGGCUGUGAUGGUGUAGGUGCAGACCCCUGA